Arachis duranensis is the source of this 822-nucleotide messenger RNA. RefSeq lists its product as uncharacterized. Bases 1 to 822 code for a protein of 273 amino acids. The record is from RefSeq and is a predicted model, not a curated record. NCBI's taxonomy places the organism in Eukaryota, Viridiplantae, Streptophyta, Magnoliopsida, Fabales, Fabaceae. The transcript has 2 exons.
AUGGCCAACCCAAGAGGGGAAUGUAAGUCCAUCACACUAAGAAGUGGAAGAAUUGUAGAAGAAGCAACCGCAAGCCAAAGCAACCAAGAAGAAGAAGCUGCAAAGGAACCUAAAACCAAGAAAGAAGAAGAGACCACUGCACCAUCCUCACCAAAGCAAGUCCUGAAGCCUUAUGUGCCAAAGGCACACUACCCACAAAGGCUGAGGAAGGAUGGGAAAGACAGCCAGUUCUCUAGAUUCCUUGAAAUCUUCAAGAGGUUCCAAAUCAACAUACCUUUUGCUGAGACACUAGAACAAAUGCCACUUUAUGCCAAGUUUUUCAAGGAGCUCAUGACAAGGAAGAGGAAUUGGGGAGAAAAGGAUACUGUAGUGCUCACUGAGGAGUGUAGUGCCAUAAUACAAAAGAAGCUUCCUCAAAAGAUGAAAGAUCUUGGGAGUUUCCAAAUUCCCUGCAACAUAGGCGAUAUCAACAUUGAGAAAGCAUUGUGCGAUUUAGGGGCUAGCAUCAACCUCAUUGGAGGAUUUGUUGGUGAAAGUAGGGAGUUCAUCUUUCCAGCUGAUUUCGUUGUGCUUGAUAUGGAAGAAGAGGCCAACACAUCAAUCAUCCUAGGAAGACCAUUCCUAGCUACUGCUGGGGCCAUAAUUGAUGUUCAAAAAGGGGAACUAGUCUUAAGAUUGCAUAAAGAGAAGAUAGUCUUCAAUGUCUUCAAGGCCAUGAGCUACCCCAAGGAAGCCAUUGGUGAAUGCAUGAUGGUGGAUACAAUUGAAAAAUUGGUUCAGGGAGUCCUAAAGGAAGAACAAUGUGAAGAAAUCAAAGAGUAA